AUGUCUGAUGCCCUGAUUGAUAAUUCUAUUACUGUCCAGCAGUCAAGACUCGAAAAAGCAUUUGAAUUACGUAAAUUAACGGAUACCAAAUAUGAAGGUGUUAAACCGUUAUCCAAGCCAUCGUUGAACUCCCGUGGUGUAUAUGGAGGAAACCUAUGUGGACAGGCCUUGCUUGUUGCGAUGGAAACUUGUGAACCUGGGUUUACACCACAUUCGCUCCAUUCGUACUUCAUAAAAGCGGGAGAUGAUACUAUACCAUGUCAAUACGAGGUAGAAAAAUUGAAUGAUGGAAAAAACUUUGCAAACAGACUCAUCAGAGUAUCUCAGAAGGGACAAAUGAGGUAUAUUGUGAUGAUUUCGCUUACCAAGAGGAAUUCGCAAGCGAAUGCUGCUAGAGAGUAUGCCAAAGAUCCUAAGAAACAAUCACCAUUUGAAUUCCAGGCCCCGGUUGCCCCUAAUUUCUACAAAUACAAGCAUGAAGAUUUACAAACUAGCCAUAUCGAUCAUACCAAAACAUUACAGCACAAAAUUCCUCCUGAUUUUGUGGAUCACAAAUUGAAUCCCGAUGAGUCCAAAACAUCUGCGGCUAAAAGGGACCUAUCGUUCUGGAUUAGAAUCGAUGAUGCUUCUAAAGACCCUAAGUACAAGUACGCGGGUUUUGGUAUCGUUUCAGACUCUCUCUACUUGACUUCAUUGUCGAGAGUAUUGCAUUUACCUAUUCCAGGUAGUGGAAUCGGUAGCAGUGGUGGUAAAGGGGAUCAUUUCUUCUCGGUUUCCUUAGACCACUCAAUUUACUUCCACGACGAUUCAUUUGACCCAUCGAAAUGGGUUUUCUUCAAUUUCUCGGCCCCAAGAUUCAGUAAUAACAGGGUUUUAUUACAAGGUGGUUACUACGACGAAAAUGGUAAAUUAUUUGCAAGCAUUGUCCAAGAAGGUUUGGUGUUUUUCCACAGUGGCUCGGAACUAAAGGCUAAGCUAUAG
This is a messenger RNA of Debaryomyces fabryi, 981 nucleotides long. RefSeq lists its product as uncharacterized. Gene Ontology annotation, cellular component: peroxisomal matrix. The record is from RefSeq and is a predicted model, not a curated record. Gene Ontology annotation, molecular function: fatty acyl-CoA hydrolase activity. Lineage: Eukaryota; Fungi; Ascomycota; Pichiomycetes; Serinales; Debaryomycetaceae. Bases 1 to 981 code for a protein of 326 amino acids. Gene Ontology annotation, biological process: acyl-CoA metabolic process; fatty acid catabolic process. The transcript has a single exon.